Molecule: messenger RNA, 1363 nt
Organism: Phragmites australis (common reed)
Lineage: Eukaryota; Viridiplantae; Streptophyta; Magnoliopsida; Poales; Poaceae
Product: polygalacturonase inhibitor 1-like
Exons: 1
Coding region: 52-1065 (337 amino acids)
Molecular function (GO): protein binding
Source: RefSeq, a predicted model, not a curated record
ACACUCCUCGUUGUCCUGCACUCCUGCUAGCUUAGCUAGGCUGAGGCCACGAUGGCGUCGACCACCUCGUUCUUCCUCCCCGUUGUCCUGCUCGUGGCAGCAGCCGCGGCGCCGGCGCGGUCCUCGCCGCACCCGCCGCCCCGGUGCCCGCCGAGCGACCUGCACGCGCUGCUCAGCGUGAAGCAGUCGCUGGGCAACCCGGCCACACUGUCGACGUGGUCCCCGGCGUCGGGCGACUGCUGCAAGUGGGACCACGUCCGCUGCGACGAGGCCGGGCGCGUGAACAAUGUCUUCAUCGACGGCGCGGACGACGUGCACGGCCAGAUCCCGUCCGCGGUGGCGGGCCUCACGGCGCUCAUGUCGCUGUCCCUCUUCCGCCUCCCGGGGCUCACGGGAGCCAUCCCGCCCUGCCUCACCGCGCUCUCCAACCUACAGUUCCUCACCAUCUCCCACACCAACGUCUCCGGCACCAUCCCGGAGUCCCUGGUGCGGCUCCGCAUCCUCGACUCCGUCGACCUUUCCAACAACCGCCUCACGGGCUCCAUCCCCAACUCCUUCGCCGACCUCCCCAACCUCCGGUCGCUGGACCUCCGCCACAACCAGCUCACGGGCUCCAUCCCGGCCGGGCUCGUGCAGGGCCAGUUCCGGUCGCUGAUCCUGUCCUACAACCAGCUCACCGGCCCGAUCCCCCGCGACGACGCGCAGGACGAGAUCAACACUGUGGACCUCUCCCACAACCGGCUCACCGGCGACGCGUCCCACCUGUUCGCGCCGGGCCGGCCCAUCGGCAAGGUCGACCUCUCGUGGAACAACCUCGACUUCGACCUCAGCAAGCUCGUGUUCCCGCCGGAGCUGACGUACCUCGACCUGUCCCACAACCGCAUCAGGGGCACCGUGCCGGCGUCGCUGGCCCGGCUGUCCACGCUGGAAAAGCUGGACCUCAGCUACAACCACCUCUGCGGGCCGCUCCCGAAGAUGCACGGCGUGAUCCGCCACGGGUGCAAGCCGUACGAGCACAACCAGUGCCUCCGCGGGGCGCCGAUCGAGACCUGCCACCGGUUGUGAGGGCCGAGGGAGCUCGUCGGCGGCGCCGUUGGCGCACGCGUAUACUUGCUGGUGUUUUCCGCGUACGUGGUUUGUAUACGUAGCACGACGGUGCUUGGUGUUUAGCUAGACAAAAGUACUGAGCAGCGGUAAUACUGCCUAUGCGCGCGGUUGAUCUUAAUUAAGCGUGUACGAAACGACAGCUGAGUACGGUGUGCCGUCUGGAGUGUGUUAUGUACUGUGUUUGGUAUGGAUCCGACCUAAUGUAUCAAAAAUGCUAAAAUGGUAGUUAUAUUUGCACGAUUCCUAAACUACAGAU